Manihot esculenta (cassava) is the source of this 1400-nucleotide messenger RNA. Its product is annotated as mitochondrial uncoupling protein 5. Gene Ontology annotation, cellular component: mitochondrial membrane. Gene Ontology annotation, molecular function: oxaloacetate transmembrane transporter activity; thiosulfate transmembrane transporter activity; malate transmembrane transporter activity. Gene Ontology annotation, biological process: malate transmembrane transport; succinate transmembrane transport; thiosulfate transport. The transcript has a single exon. Lineage: Eukaryota; Viridiplantae; Streptophyta; Magnoliopsida; Malpighiales; Euphorbiaceae. The record is from RefSeq and is a predicted model, not a curated record. The coding region runs from base 325 to 1302 and encodes 325 amino acids.
CUCCGCAUUCCUUCUUCAACCCAACAAUCAUUCAUUUCUCUUUCUUGUUUCCUAUAGCAUAUGUCUCAGAGACCUAACAUUCCUCACUUCUCCUCUGUAGCCUUCGGUCUCCAUUCCCAUCUCCUGGUUUCCAGUGAGAUGAACCCCAACUCCAACUGGUCCUCCUUUUCUCUUUAAACAAUCCCAUCUUUCUUUCUCUCAUCUUUUCUUUUCUUUCUUCCUUUCUUUUCCCGGAAAAGAUAACAAAAGCCCUGAUUUUUGCCAAUUCUUUAGUUUAUUAACCAACUGAGAUUGUUGUUUUGAUUCUUGUUAAGCUUUUGAAAAAUGGGUUUGAAAGGUUUUGUUGAAGGAGGCAUAGCUUCAAUUAUUGCUGGGUGCUCCACCCACCCUCUGGACCUUAUUAAGGUGCGUAUGCAACUCCAAGGGGAAACACACGCACCAAAUCCUGCCGCCGCACAGAGUCUCCGGCCGGCUCUUGCCUUCCACACCACCACUCCUGGAACCACCCUUCAUGUGCCUCAACAACCAUUCCCCACUCCAGUACCUCGUGUUGGUCCCAUCACUGUAGGUGUCCGUAUCGUCCAGCAAGAAGGUGUGGCUGCGCUUUUUUCAGGUGUUUCCGCCACCGUCCUCCGGCAGACCCUCUACUCCACUACCCGGAUGGGGCUCUACGAUAUCUUGAAACAGAAAUGGACUGAUCCUAACACCAAAACCAUGCCUUUAACCAGCAAGAUUGUUGCCGGGCUUAUAGCAGGUGGUAUCGGUGCAGCCGUUGGAAAUCCAGCAGAUGUAGCGAUGGUCCGCAUGCAGGCGGACGGGCGUCUUCCACCAGCUCAGCGCCGGAACUACAAGAGCGUUGUCGAUGCAAUCACGCGCAUGGCAAAGCAAGAAGGCAUUACAAGCCUUUGGCGUGGGUCAUCGCUGACGGUGAACCGGGCCAUGCUGGUGACAGCAUCGCAGCUAGCAUCAUACGAUCAAUUCAAGGAAACAAUCCUGGAAAAAAGAUUGAUGAGCGAUGGGCUUGGAACCCACGUGACAGCGAGUUUCGCUGCUGGGUUUGUGGCAGCGGUAGCAUCGAACCCAGUGGACGUGAUAAAGACAAGGGUGAUGAACAUGAAGGUGGAAGCAGGGGAAGCGCCACCGUAUGCAGGGGCGUUGGAUUGCGCGAUAAAGACGGUGAAGGCGGAGGGGCCGAUGGCGCUUUACAAGGGAUUUAUACCAACGAUUUCAAGACAAGGCCCUUUCACGAUCGUGCUGUUUGUGACAUUGGAGCAGGUCAGGAAGCUGCUCAAAGAUUUCUGAUGUCGACGAAAAUUGAACUUUUUAUAUCGGAUCGAGUUUUUUGAAGGUUGGGUUUUGGAAAUUCUCAAAUUGGGUUUUUUUUUUUAAAAAAAAAUAAU